Lathyrus sativus (Indian pea) is the source of this 687-nucleotide messenger RNA. The record is from the annotation of a GenBank genome assembly. NCBI's taxonomy places the organism in Eukaryota, Viridiplantae, Streptophyta, Magnoliopsida, Fabales, Fabaceae.
AUGUAUGCUUCUUCUUCCUUUACUUCACCACUCCUCCAUGAGCUUCUUGUGGAAUCCCACACAAGAAGGCUACUUUUCCAAGGCCCUAUUGAUCACCAAUCAUUAACAACCUCUUAUGUUCACACACACAACAAUUCAACAAACUUAUAUUUUGGUCUUAGCGCAACUGAUGCAAAUAUUUUGAUGAUACUUGCAGCCCUAUUAUGCGCUCUUAUUUGCUCUCUUGUGUUAAAUUCAAUUAUAAGGUGUGCCUUGAGGUUUUCAAAUGUAGCCAUCAAUAAUAACGUUUCUUCGAGUUCGAGGACGAGCAGCAACUCUUCAUCUCAAUUGGUCAACAAAGGAAUCAAGAAGAAGGCUCUCAAGACAUUCCCAACAGUAAGUUAUUCAACCGAGCUGAAAUUACCAGGUUUGGAUACGGAGUGUGUGAUAUGUCUCUCAGAAUUUACAAAGGCUGAAAAGGUGCGCAUUUUGCCGAAAUGCAACCAUGGUUUCCAUGUCCGUUGCAUUGACAAAUGGCUAAAGGCACACUCAUCAUGUCCCAAGUGCAGACAGUGCCUCCUUGAGACUUGUCGAAAGAUUGUUGGAUCGGAAGAACCACCGCCUAUGUUGCCGGUGCCAGAAACUAUUAUAACGAUUCAACCGCUAAACCGUGAAGCUGUUGAGCGUAGCUAUAGGGAAGAAAGCUGA